Molecule: messenger RNA, 537 nt
Organism: Eremothecium gossypii ATCC 10895
Lineage: Eukaryota; Fungi; Ascomycota; Saccharomycetes; Saccharomycetales; Saccharomycetaceae
Gene: MRPL32
Product: mitochondrial 54S ribosomal protein bL32m
Exons: 1
Coding region: 1-537 (178 amino acids)
Biological process (GO): translation
Cellular component (GO): mitochondrial large ribosomal subunit
Molecular function (GO): structural constituent of ribosome
Source: RefSeq, marked provisional
AUGAGCGCACAGGCUGUAUGGGGUAAUGUUGGGCGCGCGCUCUCUGAGUGUACUGCGGCGCUCUUUCCGCGGCUGGAACUAGGCAGCGGGAGCGUCACAGCGCCUCGCACGCUGCUGGAGCUGCUUCGUCGCGCGGGCGGAAGCCAGCAGGCCGGGACCGCCGCCGUUGGUGCCGACGGGCUUGUGCUGGCAGUCCCCAAGAAAAAGGUGUCGCACCAGAAGCGGAGACAGAAGCUGUACGGGCCAGGGAAAAAGCAGCUGCAGAUGGUGCACCAUUUGGGCAAGUGCCCGUCGUGCGGACACUAUAAGCGGCUCAACACGCUGUGCAUGUACUGCGUGGGAGAGAUACGCCACAUAUGGAAGGUCUACACGCAGACCAAGCCCGCGGAGCCGCCGCAGGAGCAGGAUCUGUCGGAGCUGGACAAGCGUAUCCUGUACCCUGGUCGAGAGGAGACGGAGUACAUGAAGAAGCUGAAGAAAAAGGACUACCUAGAGAAGCGCAUGCGCACGCUGCCCGUUGAUGACAAGGGCAAGUGA